Molecule: messenger RNA, 2430 nt
Organism: Musa acuminata AAA Group (dessert banana)
Lineage: Eukaryota; Viridiplantae; Streptophyta; Magnoliopsida; Zingiberales; Musaceae
Product: auxin transporter-like protein 2
Exons: 8
Coding region: 527-1990 (487 amino acids)
Biological process (GO): amino acid transmembrane transport
Cellular component (GO): membrane
Molecular function (GO): amino acid transmembrane transporter activity
Source: RefSeq, a predicted model, not a curated record
GAAUUGUGUAGUAAUUAAGCUAAAGGAGAUCCGUCCGCAGCCGUGUAGUUUAUUCUGUAAACGCUGCACGGUGCAGCAUCCGCUGCUAUGCUACUGGCUCCGUUCAUGUGGGACAGCUGAUCCCGGGAUUUAAAAUGGAUGGUGUUUGGAUCCGAGCCUGCUUCUGAUCAGUGAGCUAACAGAGAGUGGGAGAGAGGAAACAUUUGAUAAGAGAGUGGGGCAAGCGCUCAGCGCAGUUAAGAUCGCCACUCGGUAGUUAACAGCUGGGAGAGAGAGAGAGAGAGUCCUACUAGCUGAGCCUCCUUUCCUCUGUCGUCUCCCUCGAUCCUACUCUUCUCGGAGGAAUGAAUCCAUGUUCUUGUGAAAGACAGCUGUAGAGAGAAGAGUUUUCGAAGAGUGUUUCGUCUAGAGGGGUGAUCUCUAAAAAGAGAGGAGGAUUGCAGGUGAUCAACCCGAGUGCUCAAACUUGCUGCUGUGAAGACGGUGUUAAGGAGAAGGGGGAGGACGAAAGAUCGAGCUGUAGAAGAUGCUGCCGCAGAAGCAAGCAGAGGAAGCCAUCGUGUCGCGCAGCAACAGUACCUUAAAGGAUGAGCUGGAGCAGGACGUCGAUGGCAAGGGGGAGGACGAACAGGCUGCCCAUGGAUUCAACAUGAAGAGCCUCCUCUGGCACGGCGGCUCCGCCUGGGACGCCUGGUUCAGUUGCGCCUCCAAUCAAGUUGCUCAGGUUCUGCUGACGCUGCCGUACUCGUUCUCGCAGCUGGGAAUGCUGUCGGGGAUUAUCCUGCAGCUGUUCUAUGGGUUCAUGGGCAGUUGGACGGCGUAUCUAAUUAGCGUCCUCUACGUCGAGUACCGCACUCGGAAGGAGAAGGAGAACGUGAGCUUCAAGAAUCACGUUAUCCAGUGGUUCGAGGUGUUGGAUGGGCUGCUGGGGCCGUAUUGGAAAGCCGCCGGCCUCGCCUUCAACUGCACCUUCCUCCUCUUCGGCUCUGUCAUUCAGCUCAUCGCCUGCGCUAGCAACAUAUACUACAUCAACGACCGGCUGGACAAGAGGACAUGGACGUACAUAUUUGGCGCCUGCUGCGCGACGACCGUGUUCAUACCCUCCUACCACAACUACAGGAUAUGGUCCUUCCUUGGCCUCGGCAUGACCACCUACACCGCCUGGUACCUCACCAUCGCCGCCGUCGUCCACGGCCAGGUGGACGGGGUGACGCACUCGGGUCCAACGAAGCUAGUGCUGUACUUCACCGGCGCCACCAACAUACUCUACACCUUCGGCGGCCACGCCAUCACCGUGGAGAUCAUGCACGCCAUGUGGAAGCCGCAGAAGUUCAAGUACAUCUACCUGAUGGCCACGGUGUACGUGUUCACCCUGACGCUGCCGUCGGCCGCCGCCGUGUACUGGGCCUUCGGUGACCAGCUCCUGAGUCACUCCAACGCCUUCUCGUUGCUACCCAAUUCCGGGUGGCGCGACGCCGCCGUGAUCCUCAUGCUGAUUCACCAAAUCAUCACCUUCGGCUUCGCCUGCACCCCGCUCUACUUCGUGUGGGAGAAGGUGAUCGGGAUGCACGACACCAAGAGCAUCUUCCUCCGCGCCCUGGCCCGCCUCCCCGUCGUCAUCCCCAUCUGGUUCCUGGCCAUCAUCUUCCCCUUCUUCGGGCCCAUCAACUCCACCGUAGGGGCGCUCCUCGUCAGCUUCACCGUCUACAUCAUCCCCGCCAUGGCACACAUGCUCACCUACCGGACGCCAUCUGCGCGACAGGACGCGGCCGAGAAGCCUCCCUUCUUCUUGCCGAGCUGGACGGCGAUGUACGCCGUGAACGCCUUCGUGGUGGGGUGGGUGCUGGUGGUGGGCUUCGGGCUCGGCGGGUGGGCGAGCGUGACCAACUUCGUGAAGCAGGUGGACACCUUCGGGCUGUUCGCCAAGUGCUACCAGUGCCCCAAGCCCCAGCCACCCGCUGCCCCUGCACCUCAAAUGCGGCAUUACUGAGCCGUGACCUCAUCCCCCUCCUCCUAUUACCCUCUGCUUGUCUGCUUGCUUUUGUCGCCUGUAACAUACAACAAACAGGGGAAGGCGCCGAAGGUGGGCUCUCCUGCCUCCCCCGUCCGUGUCGGGUGCUUCUUUAUCGUUUGGGUGGCUCCUGCGAUCUUGUCUGUUCAAGAUCUGCUACUUUUCUUUGUUGGUACUGCUGUUGUUAUCCAGGGACUUCGAAAGGGAAGAUGGGCUGCACGCGAAUGAGACCUGCAGCUGUUUGUUCAAGUGCCUGUCAUUUUGGCAAGCACAUUGCCAUGAGUCCUCAACGUAAGCAAGCUGCGUUGGUUCGGCAUGGCCGGGGGUUUCUGAGGACAACAUGUAUUGAAGAAUAACGAUGAUUUAUGCUUUGCUGCGUUGUUGGUGGUGGUAAAGCCGCUUCUUCGUUCCCCUGUUCA